Messenger RNA from Dreissena polymorpha, 9646 nucleotides. RefSeq lists its product as uncharacterized. Gene Ontology annotation, biological process: double-strand break repair via nonhomologous end joining; protection from non-homologous end joining at telomere; interstrand cross-link repair. The transcript has 17 exons. Gene Ontology annotation, molecular function: damaged DNA binding; 5'-3' DNA exonuclease activity. Lineage: Eukaryota; Metazoa; Mollusca; Bivalvia; Myida; Dreissenidae. Bases 263 to 7354 code for a protein of 2363 amino acids. The record is from RefSeq and is a predicted model, not a curated record.
GCGAUUAAUCGGAGUGAAUGUUUUUUGCUUUAAAGUUUAACAUGAUCUUCGAAUAUAAUUCUUUAGCUAAUGUGUUCACAGCCAUAUUCGAGUAUGCAGGCCAUCGAGGCAAAAGAUGGGAAUUUUUGGCGGCAAACCCAAUGUGGCGUCAGGUAGCAGUAGCACCUCAGCUUCAAGGGUUGUUUCAGAUUCAGAAGACUCAGACAUUUGGUCAGAAAAGUCGGCUUCUUGUUCUACACGUUCUACUUCUAGUAUAUAGAUCAUGAGUUGUUUUGGAGGACGUAUGAAAGAGUAUGACAGAGUGUCAUUGGAUAGAUUUGAUAGCAAAAAUUUGCAGUCAACAGUUUACCUUUUGUCUCAUUUACAUGAGGAUCACACAGUUGGAUUGGGGGAGCCAUUAUUCUUUCGUCGACUAAAAUCUAACACUGGAGUGUUUUUGUAUUGUUCUGAAGUAACAGAAGCCCUCCUGCUAGCAAGUCGAAAGUAUUGCCAUCUGAAGCCAUACAUUAAAUGUCUGCCAAUCAACACACCAACAACAAUAGAAAUACCAGAACCACUAUAUGACCAUAAUGAAUGCAUCACAGUCACCCUGCUUCCUGCCUUUCACUGUCCAGGAAGUGUCAUGUUUCUGUUGGAAGGCAAGGAAGGUACUGUGCUGUACACGGGAGAUUUUCGCUGGGAGCAUUUUGAUAUUGAGCAAAUGGUCCAUCUUCGUUCUGGAGAAGGAGUCAAGAAAAUAAAAAGCCUAUACGUAGAUACGACCUUUCUAUCCCCGACCUCACUGCACAUUCCCAGUCGGGCUCAGUGUAUUGAUGCAGUGACCGAGGCGGUGCGAGAGUGGACCUCCAAGAGUCCCGGCCAUGUGGUGUACAUGAACCUGCGCGCACAGUACGGACAUGAGCCCCUGCUCACAAAUGUGGCUACCAGGCUGAAUAGGAAGGUGCAUGUGAGGCAGCAGAAGUUUGACGUGUAUAACACCAUUCAGGAAACGGACGGGCAUUUCACAGAUGACGGACGCAGCACACAGUUACAUGCCUGUGACAAAUAUUGCACAUUGGGAGACGAUGAGAACUGCGUAGAAUUCUGUAAAGACCAGCAUGACGCAGACAAGGUUCUAGUGAUUCUACCCACGACGAUGUACUUCACGCAGUUCAAGAAUGUCUCUCUUGACAUGAUCGUGAAAAAGAUGGGAGACAACUUCUACCGCGCUUGCUACUCGUUCCACUCCUCGUACACAGAGGUGGCAGAGUUACUAGCGUAUCUGAAGCCAGAUGCUGCCUAUGCUAAUGUGAAAGCCCCAAGUGAUUUGUCGUUGGCAGAGACUCAAGCAAGGCUGAAUGCAUUACUGGAGUCCUGCUGCAAACCAUCUAAAGGGAGCGAUGUUGGAUGGCAGAACAUUUAUAGCCGGGAACCAGGAGGCGGGGACAAUGAGGGCCAGGAAGUGGGAACCAGGGCACUGGGCACGCUCAGAACACGAGCAACUCAGAAGAGAAAACCUAGAGUGUCUACAAGUGAUGUCGAGAGCUUAGACUUCGGGUCCCCGGCCAAGCAACAGAAAACUGCUGCCAGCUCCUCGCAGGGGAGCCCGUCUAGUAUGAGACAGACCAGGGGUCGGGGGAGGGGCCGAUCCCAGGCUAGCACACCGCCUGCGGUCGCGACCAGACGCAGCACGCGCCAAUCAGCGAAGACCAUUGGUCAGGAGGAGACACAGGUAACACCAACUAAAGAAGUGAAGGCGAGGCCAGAAACGCCGGUGUCCAGGCAAGACUCCAGUGAGCCACACUCGUCCGAUGGUAGCCCCCAAAGCGACAGCGAGCUGGAUCUGGUGUCCAGCCAGACAAGUGGUGACAGUUCACAGACUAGCAGCCAUGAAGCACGCAGCUGGGCUGGCGGCAGUUUCCUAGCGGCUGUUAGCUCUUACAGCGAUGAUGAUGAUGAGCAGACAGGCAGAGUGUGUCUCCUUGACGACGAUGAGCAUUGUGACGACACAUACCAGGAUGUGAGCCAGGUGGAGGGCGUGGUUAGUGACGAGGAGGAGGGGCUGACUCUAGAUGACAUCAUUGCCUCAAGCUCUGUUGAAAAACAUGGAAGAUCAAGUUCAAGUGAUAUGAAACUUCCUGCAGAAGAACAAACAAAGCCAUUGGAGGAUAAGAAACCCUCCAAAUCUGACAGUGGUGAUACGGUUGAAAAUGACCUUGAAAAGGUUGAAGAUGACCUUAAAAAGGUUGGGGAUGACCAUGAAAAAGUUGCAGAUGAUCUUGAAAAGGUUAAUGAUGACCUUGAAAUGGUUGAUGACCUUGACAAGGCUGAAGAUGACCUUAAAAAGGUUGAAAAUGACCUUAAAAAGGUUCCUGAUGAUCUUGACAAGGUUGAUGACCUUCACAAGGUUGAAAAUGACCUUAAAAAGGUUGGCCAUGACCGUGGAAAGAUUGAAGAUGACCUUGAAAAGAUGGAUGAUGACCUUGACAAAAUUGAAGAUGCCCUUGAAAAGGUUGAUGAUGAUUUUGAUAAGGUUAAUGACCUUGACAAGGUUGCAGAUAACCUUGAAAAGAUUGAAGAUGACCUUGAAAAUAUACAUGAGAACAAUGAAAUGCAGACAGACAAUGAAAUUUUGUUGAAAAAAGAAGAGGACAUUGUCGUUAUUGAUAUUGAUUCAAAUCAAUCUUUAAAAAACGAAAACAGUUGUGACUUGUUUAUAGAAUCGCAACCUGCAGCUUUGGACCAUGAUAUGGACUAUUCCAAAAUUUACCUCGACAAAAGAAGGGAAGCCAGUGGUGAUGGAAAUGCAAUGGGAAAUACAGUGUUAAAGGUGACUGAAACUCAAGAGACCAUUACCAUAAUAGAAUCGCAAGCAGCAGCUUUAGACAAUGAUAUGAAUUUUUCCAAAUUUGACAGCAACAAAAGAAGUGAAGCCAUUUGUGAUGGAAAUGCAAAGGGAAAUAAAGUGUUAAAGAUGACUGAAACUCAAGAGACCAUUACCAUUAUUGAAUCACAACCAGCAGCUUUAGACAAUGAUAUAAACCUUUCCAAUGUUGACAGCGAGGAAAGAAGUGAAGCCAUUGAUGAUGGAAAUACAAAGGAAAAUACAAUAAUAAAGGUGACUGAAACUCAAGAGACUAUUACCAAUGCUAAACCAGAAAGCCCCAGAGUGGCUGGCAGUGAAGAUGGAGUAAACAAACUAUCACAACAACCUGAACAUAAAACUCAUCGGCUUGAAGUUGAAAUCAAAGAACCGAGGGAUUCAAAUGAUGUUAAUAGGAAAAGAAAAGAAAGAAAUAUGGUUGACAACAAAGCAGUUACUGAUAAACAGGAGAAUGUAUCAAGGGACAAACGUCAUGAUGCCUACGAUCCAGCUUUUCCAACUCCGGAUUCUCCCAUAAGCGAGGAAAUUGUAAUCAUUGAUAGUGACACUGAGGAAGAGGAUGAAACAAUGGACACAUCUGAAGAUCAGUGUGAACCAAAAUGUCAAGAAGGGCAUGAGUCGCCGUCAUCAGAUGAAACCAAUUAUCAUGUGAGCAUCAACAGUAAAGAUCAAAGUCAAGAGUCAACGCAGGAGAGAAACAGUGACACUACCAAUGGUUUAGAUACAGACAAUUCAGACAUUUACUUAACAUUAGAAAACUCCCAAGAAAGCAUUGAACUUGUGGAAACAUGUGAUGCUCAGGGGCUCAAAAAAGACAUCAUAAUGACAACAGAACUGGAAAAUCAAACAGAUGAAACAAACAAAGCAAGCACUUCCAUUGUUUACGAAAAGCAAAUGAAAGACAACGUUAAUUGUUCAAGAGAAAAUGCAAAUAAAUCAGCUGUUGAUGAAUUAAGUAAAGACAUUGACAAAACUUGUAAUAAUGCAACUAGUCCAGAGGAACAUGCUGAAGAUCCAAAUAAAAGUGAUGCCAAAGAAAAGCAAAAGCUGCAAAUUGAUGAUGAUGUAAUUGAAAUUGUUGACUUAACUGGUGAUGAUUUUGGACCAGAUAAAGAAACCUUAAAACAGGUAAGCAAAGGUAGAAAGAAGCCAAUAAAGAUAUCUUUUGGGAAAAGUAACGAACAAAUAUUGAAAGAAAAACUUGAAAGAGAAAGCAAACGUAAAAGGCUUGAACAUGAUAGCAGUGAUUCAGAAUCAGACUCUGAGUGGCUCUCAUCUGCCAAAGGCAAUGAACACAGAUCAAAGAGACAGAGGCAGAAGAAACCCAAGAAAACAGAAAUGGAAUUAAAAGAGAUGGAAGAGAAAAAUGAAUUGAAAAGGCAAGCUAUGGGAUUUGUUUGUGAAACUGAUAGUGAUUCUGAAUUGGAGUCAUCUGAACCUGAGAGCCCAACAGGCAGUGUUUUGUAUGAUGAGUUUGUGGAAUUAAGUAGUGGUGAUGAUUCUGACAAAGAGGAUGGCAAUUCAAGCAAAGGACUACGUACAAGUAGAAAAAAUAGCCAGGGCGAAAUAUCAAAUGGUAAUAGAUCAUCGCAUGGAUCAAGUGGAGGUUGGUUGAAUACAAGUAGAGGAGGACGCCAAAGGGAAUGUGAACCUCAGAGAGAAGAUAAUAAUGAAAAUGCCGGAUUAUCAGAACAUUCUGAUACUUCAUCUGAAAAAAAUUCAGAGAAGAACAAUGAAUCUGGUGUUCUUAUUUCUGAAAAUCUUACUACAGGGGCUUUGUUUGAAAAUGACAAUACAGACAAUACUGGUGAUGUAAAUACAAAUAAAGAUAAUAAUGAAAAUGCUGGAUUAUCAGAACAUUCUGAUACUUCAUCUGAAAAAGAUUCAGAGAAGAACAAUGAAUCUGGUGUUCGUAUUUCUGAAAAUCUUACUACAGGGGCUUUGUUUGAAAAUGAGAAUACAGACAAUACUGGUGAGGAAAAUACAAAUAAAGAUAAUAAUGAAAAUUCUGGAUUAUCAAAACAUUCUGAUACUUCAUCUGAAAAAGAUUCAGAUAAGAACAAUAAAUCUGGUGUUCUUAUUUCCGGAAAUCUUACUACAGGAGCUUUGUUUGAAAACGAGAAUAUGUACAAUACUAGUGAGGUAAAUACAAAUAAUGAUGAUGUUGAUUGUUAUUCUAAGAAAGAUGACACAAGUAAGCCGACUAAGGAGCAAAUUUAUACAAGAGAGGGCAUUACUAAUAAAGAUGAUUUAAUUGAAGUAAAUGACACGAAAGAUGAUGAUUUUGAGAUAAAUAGAAAUAAAGGUGAUCAUAGUGAAAUAAGUAAGGAGAAUAAAAUUGGUGAGCUUCUAAAGAAAAAGGAGAAUACUUCUGAACUGAAUUUAAUUAAAGACAGUUCAAUUGAGGCGAAAACUAAGAUCAGUGUUGAAGAAUCAAGUAUAGACAAAAUACUUGAAAUUCAAAAUGCUGUUGACCUAAAUGAACCGCUUCCUCCUGGGACAGAAGAUUUACCUCUCUUGGAAACUUCCCUUGAGAAGAUCAAGAAAGAAACAGAGGUGAAACAAUUUCAAGAGUGUUUCUUUCAGUUCAAGAAACCAUCAACCGAUUUAUAUCUAGCAGACAAAAGUGGCAAGCAAAUAUCAACAAUUAUAGAUAGAAAACCUGCACAAAGUACUGCAAAUUUGGGUACUUUUGAUAAAACUGGAAUGGCGUCAAACAGUGUUGAAAAACAUCGAAGUAUUGAAGAAAAAUAUUCAAGAAAACCUCCACAAAGUGCUUCACAUUCAGGUACUUUAGAUGACACUGGAAUGGCUUCAAGCAAUCUUGAAAAAUAUAUAAAAAGUUUUGCAGAAAAGUAUCCAGGUUUUAAUACAAAUUAUCAAACUAUUGAUACAACAGAUCGUAGGAUGGUAUCUGAUUCAAGCAAAAAAGCAAGUUUUGUUGAGAAGACGAAAAGUAACGUGGUUCCUAAAUAUGGAAAAACAACAAGUUUUUCUACCAUGAAAAAUCCAAACACUUCCAGUUUUGAAGAAAAUUAUCAAAGUUUUGAAACAACUGAUAGUUGGAUGGGAUCUGAUUCAAGAAAAACAAGAACUUUUGUUGAGGAGAAGACUAAAAGUGACGUAGUUCCAAAAUCAAGCAAGAUUAAAAGCUUUUCUGCCAUGAAAAAUCUAAAAGCUGUACGGAAGUCUUAUCAACAUAGUAUUAAUAUAAAGUCCUAUCGAGGAAAGGCGUAUGAUGAUGAUCGGGAAGCAGCAAAUACCCGUUCUCGUCAAAAAGAAGCCAUACACGGUCAACACUGGACGGAAGCUGCAAACUAUGACACAAGACGCUAUGCUGACCCUAGGCCUAUUGCUCCAGUAAAGACUGAUAUUUCUCAGUUAAAAGCCAAUAUAUUUUCAUUAACUGGCCUUGAACUAUCCGGAACCUUGUCAGGUACAUCCUCAACCAAUCCCCAAUCCGCAUUUCCUAAACCCCUCUUCCCAGUCCUCUCAGGGCCCAAUCCUGCUGUUCCAUUUGACAGGCCUUUAUCCAGCCUAACACAAACAUCGAGCUUGUUUACGGGACCGUUGGUGUCUUCAAUGGAAACUAAUAGAGCGGGAAACGAAACGUUAGCAGAGCUGAUAACAAAGCUGGAAGAGGUGAAGAAACUAGCAGAGAUCGUCCAGUCAGAGCAGGUACGAGGUCCAAUUAGGGAGCCUGCCCCUUCAGCACAAUAUGAGCAAAAUAGGUAUGACAGCGAGAGACCGGAAUACCCUCCAGUGAGAUAUCAAGGCCAUGGACCUGAACAUGAAUACGAGCGAUAUGGCCAAAGGCAUGAUGUGGAAUAUGUGGAACCAGCCAGGCGCCUUCCACCAGACAACCCACAUUACGAUUACCGACCUUCAUUUCCGCCACAUAGACCUGAUCCUGAUGCGCCUUACCAUGCAAGACGAUAUGACCCUGAUCCAUAUAUGAACAAGGCAGAGGAAGCUUUUUAUGAUUCUCACAGGGCAUACCCUUCCCGUGGACGGGGCAGUCGUUAUCCAGAUUCCCUUCCUCCCAGAAGAGAUCCAUACGAUCGUAGACUGCCUUACGAUGAGCGACGGUUACCAUAUGAACGCCCGCCACCACACUAUCCCGAGUCGGACCCAUAUGAACGAGACUCCCACUACGCCCCAGUGGAGGUCUAUGAAUAUGCCAAUGCCCAUCCAGCUGAGUCCUAUCCCCUGGCGGGUCCUUCAAGCCAAGAACCUGGGCAAUACCAUGAUCGAAGGUUACCUGGCCAGUUCCAUGAUAUAAGGUCACAUGGCCAAUACCAUGAUCAAAUGGUACAUGGCCAUCAACAGAUGUCAAGUAACUCACCUCAGGGUGUAACCAGGGGAAAAAAUAAAACUACGUAUAUAGGGUAUGUAACAGAGACGACUAAAUUAUACGGGCCAAAAACUGUUAAGGCCACUGUGGUGUCUCGGAAAGGGCAGGUAAUGAGUGUUUCUGACCUUUCAAAUUGAACACUUUGGCAGAAAUGUGAACAAUUCAAGUUUUUGUUUUAAAAUCAAAUUAGAUGUUUAAUUUCAAAUUAAAAUGGCGUAACAGUUUCUAUUUUUGAAUAAUUUGGUUUUUUGUUAAGGACAUGUUUGUGUUGAAACGUGUACUUGUUAUUGGUUUUUCAUUCUGUUUGAUAAACAACCAAGAAGACUUAAGUAAUGUACACAGGUAAAGAUUGUAUAUUUCGUAUGAUUUAAAAAAAAAUUGCUAAUGAUUUGCUUUUAAUAGAUGUUUUCAGUACACUCAAAUAAAAAUAUUUAAGAAAUAAAUCUUUACAAUUAAUUAUUAUGUUUUAAUUUUAAAUGAUUGUCAUCAGAUUGUUCAUCACACUUUAUAUUUACAUUUAUAUGGUUCUUGAAGUGUUCUGAUCAUGUGUAAAUACUGAUUGAAGGUUUAAAUAUAAAACAGUAUGUCGGUGUCUAAUCUAACAUACAAUAAAGAGGGAUGUGAUCAAAGUCUCUUUAAAUGAAAUACCGAUUAUGUUUUCUGCGUGUUUAUUUUUGAAUUUUACGUAUAGAAUAGUUAUCAUUGUAAAAUGUGUUCUUUGUUUUGUGCUGUAACGAACGGAGGAAGGCUCUUACUUGUUUUUGAUGUUCAUUUUUAUUUGCAUGUUUCGUAUAAUCUUAAUGUUGUGUAUUAUGCAUACAUUUUUUCAUUGUUGUUUGGUCCAUUAUAUAUACUGUUUAUGACAAAAAAAUCAUGAACUUUUUCUGAUAAUUAAUGUCUUGACAUAUGAAAAUGCUUACCAGCAAACAAUUUUCCUCAUCAGUUUUUCUUAUCACCAGUGAAGUUUAUUUGUAUAAUCUAAGCUUAUACCUGUUGUGGCAUCAUUGAAACUCGGAUUCGGUUUGUAGGUUAACAUCAAACAGAUAUUGUGUUGCUUCAAGAGACAUCAGAAUGGUGUAACCUUGGUACUUGAAAUCUCCCCUUUAGUAUUUGUACACAAUUUAAUCAUUGUUUAAUUGUCAUAAAACUUGAGGCAAUUGCUACUUGCCUACAAAUAGUGGACAUGAACGGACGUUUUUGGUAUUAUUGAUCAUAAUAUUACCAUACUGAUUACUUUUGUAAAUAACACUUUUUUUGUAACUCAAUUCUGUUUAGCUUGGCUGUUUUCUGAGAAAACCCCGAGGUAUUGUCAUAGCCAGCUCGUCCACUGUCUGCGCCGUGCAAAAACCUUAAUAUUGGCUCUAAAAUCAAAGUGCUUCCACCUACAACUUUGAAACUUCAUAUGCAGCUGCAUUUGGAGGAGUUCUACACACCACACUCAUUUUUGGGUCACUAGGUCAAAGAUCACUGUGACCUCUAAUUUUCUUCUGACAAGGCUAGCUGUAAUUUAUUCAAAACUGCACCCGCAGCCGAGCGUUGGCACCCGCUAUGCGGUGCUCUUGUUUAUUUGUAUUUUGUUUGGAACCUAAUCCAACUAUGAAGUUCUGAUCUUUGAACAUUUUGUAUAUACGAGGGCAUGUUAGUACCAUAACAUCGUGGAUCAUACAUGGAAACAACAACACUAUGUACAAUAAGUCACUUUUUAUUUGAAAAUUUUCCAGCACUUUGCACAUGAAUGUAACAAAAAGGUACAUGAUUAAAAAUAUUAGAAAUAGAAAAAAUUAUAUAAGAGGUAUCUGUAAAAUUAACUUACAAAAUUAAUCUUUUACAUUUUAAAAGCUUAAAUUCACAACCAUGCAAAACAUUUUAAUUUCCUGAACACUAAUUUACAUUUCAUAAUAUAUAUAUAUAUUUCAAAUUUUGCGUAAUUAAUACCAGCUUAAAACAUGAAAUCAGUAACUAUUUUUAUUAAAUGUAUUGCAUUGCUUGAUUGUAUAUGGUAAAGAAAAAUAAAAUGUGUAUAUAUAAAAAUGCAUCAAUUGUUUCAUUAUACCAACAUCUCUGCAUGUGUGGUUUAAUAAAAAGUUGUUCUGACAUACAAAAUGGUUACAGUUUAGUCCAACAUGGAGAAAACAUUUCCAUAAGCAACAGUUGGUUCAAACGCUGUGGUCUCUUCAGUAAAUAAACUGUUAUUUUCAAUGAUAUUUACCAAACAAAUGUGCAUGAAUAUAAUUAUACAUGUAAUGUGCUUGUAUUACAAUAUAAAGUUGACUGCUGACACAUGAUUCUAAUCAUGUUGAUUAUGAUAACCUGCCCAAUCUAUAACAGUAUAGGAGCUGCGACAUACGAAAUGAGUCUCCUUGCUUACAAUAUAACAAUUAUUUAACUUCCCAAUCUGCACCAUUUAACCAUUUACCACUUAGUCCCUU